Messenger RNA from Serinus canaria (Common canary), 733 nucleotides. RefSeq names its product protein rpi-1-like. The record is from RefSeq and is a predicted model, not a curated record. Lineage: Eukaryota; Metazoa; Chordata; Aves; Passeriformes; Fringillidae. Gene Ontology annotation, molecular function: protein binding. The transcript is spliced from 3 exons. The annotation marks the transcript as partial.
CAUGGCCACGUACCGGGUGCGGGUCCGCACCGGCUCCGAUCCCGGCGCCGGUACCAGCGACGCCAUCGCCGUGACGCUGGUGGGAACCCGCGGCAGCAGCGCCAGGACCGCGCUGGACGGGUGGGGGCCCGACUUCCAUUGCGGGGCGGUGACAGAGUACCAGGUGUGCGUGCCCCGCCCCCUGGGCCCCCUGCUCCUGCUCCAGGUGCACAAGGGGCCCUGCGGGGGCCUCCCCGAGAGCUCCUGGUACCUGGAGAGCGUCACCGUGUGGGGACAGCGCGGGGACACACCUGGGGACACACCUGGGGACACACCUGGGGACACCCCGGACACCUCGGACAGCGAGGACAGCGCUGGGGACAGCGAGGAGGAGGAGGAGGAGGAGGAGGAAGGUGACAGCGAGGACGAGGUGACGGACGAGGAGGAGGAGGAGGGGACAGGUGACAGCGAGGGGACAGGUGACAGCCAGGAGGAGGAGCCAGAGGAGCCGGAGGAGGAGGAGGAGGAGGAGGAGGAGGAGCCGGAGGACGGCGCAGGUGACACAGGUGACAUCGGCACUGCCAGCGCAGGUGACCCCGAUGACGUCACUCACCUGGGCCCCUUCCACUUCCCCUGCUACCGCUGGCUGGAGGGGUACGGCACCUGGGAGCUGCCCGAGGGCACAGGUGGGCACACCUGGGGACAUUGGGGACACACCUGGGACACCUGGGCCAACACCCUGGGACAACCACCU